Impatiens glandulifera is the source of this 2044-nucleotide messenger RNA. RefSeq names its product sulfhydryl oxidase 2-like. Gene Ontology annotation, biological process: protein folding. The record is from RefSeq and is a predicted model, not a curated record. The coding region runs from base 222 to 1775 and encodes 517 amino acids. The transcript has 12 exons. NCBI's taxonomy places the organism in Eukaryota, Viridiplantae, Streptophyta, Magnoliopsida, Ericales, Balsaminaceae. Gene Ontology annotation, cellular component: Golgi membrane. Gene Ontology annotation, molecular function: flavin-dependent sulfhydryl oxidase activity; protein disulfide isomerase activity.
UAUUUUUUUUGGAAUCGCUCUUCAGAGUUCUCUUCAACGAUAAUUAUACAAUAAUACAAACCUCGUGAAAAACCCUCCUCCUCCUCCUCCAUAAGGACCAUAAGAGUAGUCAUCACACGAUCAUUGUAAAGAUUGAAGCUCACAUUUCCUUUCAAUCUAGCUAGCUAACUAAGCUAAUAAGCUGUCUCAGCUCGAAUUCGAUCUCCUUCGCCCUUCCUUACAUGUCUCCUGUUUCGUUGCUGUUCCUUGUCUUUCUAUUCACCUGCAUAGCAACGUCAUCUCCCUCGCCUCUUUAUCCUGGAUCUCGAUCAAUUCUCCGUGCCAUCACCGGAAACACCGCCGAUCCACCUGAUUUUGUAGUCGAUCUAAAUAUUACCAAUUUCGCUUCGGCUCUCAAGGACACUCCGGCAACGCACGCCGUUGUCGAGUUCUUCGCUAACUGGUGUCCUGCUUGUAGAAAUUAUAAGCCUCAGUAUGAAAAGGUAGCAAGACUUUUUAAUGGAGCAGAUGCUAUUCAUCCCGGGAUCAUAUAUAUGACAAGGGUAGACUGUGCGCUGAAGGCAAAUAUUGAUCUUUGCAACAGAUUCUCUAUUAGUCACUACCCCAUGCUCUUUUGGGGCCCUCCUUCUAAGUUUGUAUCUGGUGGUAGUUGGGAACCGAAACAAGACAAGAAUGAAAUUCAACAAAUUGAUGAUGGCCGAACAGCUGAUCGCUUACUUGCUUGGAUUAAUAAGAAAAUUGGCAGCUCGUUUAGUUUGGAUGAUGAGAAAUUUGAGAAUGAGCAUCUUCAUUCCAAUGUUUCAGAUCCCGGACAGAUAGCACGUGCAGUUUACGACGUUGAAGAGGCAACAAACACUGCUUUUGAUAUAAUAAUGGAGCACAACAUGAUCAAAUCAGAGACUCGUGCAUCACUUGUAAAAUUCCUUCAAGUUCUUGUGGCUCAUCAUCCAUCUAGGAGAUGUAGGAAGGGAAGUGCAGAGAUACUUGUGAACUUUGAUGACAUAUUGCCAUCUGAUAUAUUGUCUGCCAAACUAGAAUCAGGCACCAAUUUUGGGAAAUACGCUUUUAAGUCUUUCAAUAUAUGUGGAAAGGAAGUCCCACGCGGAUAUUGGAUGUUUUGUCGUGGCAGCAAGAAUGAUACAAGGGGCUUCAGCUGUGGAUUAUGGGUUCUAUUACACUCCCUUUCUGUGAGGGUUGACGACGAAGAAAGUCACUUGACAUUUACUGCCAUAUGUGAUUUUAUUCACAAUUUCUUCAUCUGUGAUGAGUGUCGUCAACAUUUUUUUGAAAUGUGCUCCAGUGUUUCUACUCCGUUCAAAAAGACACGUGAUUUUGCCAUUUGGCUGUGGAGAACACAUAAUAAAGUCAACGAGAGACUGAUGGAAGUAGAAGAGUCUAUGGGAACCGGUGAUCCUAAAUUCCCCAAAAGUCAAUGGCCUCAAAAGCAGCUUUGCCCAUCAUGCUAUCUUUCUCAUUCUGAAAGUGGGAACAAAAUUGUGGAAUGGAAUGAGGAUGAAGUCUUCAUCUUUUUGGUAAAAUAUUAUGGCAAGAUGCUUGUAUCUUUGUCAAAGAGUAAAGAGCUGCCAUUGGAAGAAGAGAGGAGAGGGAGCGGGCUUGCUGAUGAAUUGGCAGUCUCGACAAGUGCGGUUGUUGUUCCCUUAGGGGCUGCUUUGGCCAUUGCAUUGGCCAGUUGUGCAUUUGGAGCCCUCGCUUGCUUCUGGCGCCAACAUCAGAAGAAUCGGAAGUACUUACAUCACUCUUUAAAGAACAUAUAAUUAUCUAUAGGGCCGAGGAGAAGCUGGAGCUGAGAGAUCCUAUUACUUGAGAGUUCACACUGAAAGAUAAUUUUUCUGGGAUCUAUUUAAUAUAGAGGAGGAAGAAGCAGUUGUUGUUCAGUCAGAAGUCGGGACACUUUUAGAUACCAAACAGACAGACUUCAGUGUUAACUAAUCAUUUGAAAUCUCGUUGUGAAGAAGAUUGUAAAGUGUUUUUUUUUUAUUAACAUAUAGUUAUGGAAAUGUUACAUUUGGGUUGUUGCCAUGUC